CUAGCCAUUCGACACCAAUCCGACCCAAUCGGGAUAUGUACGGGUCAAACUCGACGGCAGCUGUACUUAUCAACGCCGGUGCUCUACAGCAAUCAGUCGCUCAGGAGCUUCGGCCAAGUUAAGUCGCUCUAGUUAAGAACCAACCACCCAAGCACCAUGUCUGAGAAGCCAAAGAAGACCAAGAAGAAGGCCUCCUCCAAGGAAGAGACUCCCGCCGAUACCCCUGCGCCAGCUGAGACUCCAGCGGCACCAACCCCCUCGGACUCUGGUUCGCAGCGAGGAUCCACCCGCGGCUCUUCCUCCCGCAAGGCUAAGAAGGCCCCAUCCUCUGUCUUCGUCCUCUUCUCCCAGAAGCAGAUCGCCGAAUUCAAGGAGGCCUUCCAGCUAAUGGACAACGACAAGGAUGGUGUGAUCGGCAAGAACGAUCUCCGCUCGACCUUCGAUGCUUUGGGUAAACUGGUAUCCGAUAAGGAAUUGGACGAAAUGCUUGGCGAAGCACAGGGCCCACUCAACUUCACCCAGCUGCUGACGCUGUUCGCCAACCGCAUGUCCGGCGGAGGACAAGAUGACGAUGAUGUCGUCAUCAACGCCUUCAAGGCCUUCGACAUGAACGGCAAGAUCGAUGGCGAGAAGUUCCGCUACGCACUGACCCACUGGGGCUCCGAUAAGUUCUCCGAGGAUGAGGUUGACGAUGCCUUCGACCAGAUGAUCAUUGACGAUAAGGGCUUCAUCGACACUGCUGCCCUGAUCGGAAUGCUCACCGGCACCGAAGAGGGAGAGGAAGAAUAAACUCCUCGCCUCCCCCUUCCACAUCCCCUCAUCCCCCCAACCCCAAAACCCAUUUAAAAAACAAUCCUUUUUUCUAUUUAUUUUAAUACCAAACUUAAACUUGUAUAAAAAAAGAGAAAAACAACAUCUACAAAAAAGAUCAAGCAGUGACAACAACAACAACAACAACAAUACGGAGAACAUCUUCAUGUUAAUCACAAUUCCAUUUGCUUACAUCAUCUGAUUCUAAAUUAUUAAUUUUUAUUUUCUUAUGAUAAGACAUGAAUUUUUAAGCUAUAAGAAGAAUAAAGUUAUAUAGAAAACUGAAAAAAAAACCUAAAAAAUAAAGUGAAAAAAAGUGCAAAAGAACUCUCGUACCGAGGAGAAAAACUUACAAACUCGAUUGCGUCUUUCUUACAGUGUCACAGCAGGGUAGCGUAGUCAGAUCACCGUGUAGCGAACUCGAAAAAACAAAGUGAGACAGGAGGAAUGCACGCGUAGGAGAAGCACUUUGACUUUUUUUUGUUCUAAUUUGCAAAAAUAAAUGUGUUUUCUGUUAAAUGAAAAUCACACUAACACGAGUGAAAGUAGUACUGGCAUUCCUGGAGCAAGAGAAAGAAUUUGUUUUCGUUCUCUCGAUCUUUCCAGUUAAGAAAGAGUGGUGAUGGUGAUUUAUGUGAUUCGGUUUCGAAUAGUAGAAUCUCGUUCUAACGAGACACGAAACAAGA
Aedes aegypti (yellow fever mosquito) is the source of this 1496-nucleotide messenger RNA. RefSeq names its product myosin regulatory light chain 2 (gene Mlc2). Gene Ontology annotation, biological process: locomotion; post-embryonic development. NCBI's taxonomy places the organism in Eukaryota, Metazoa, Arthropoda, Insecta, Diptera, Culicidae. Bases 157 to 789 code for a protein of 210 amino acids. The transcript has 3 exons. Gene Ontology annotation, molecular function: myosin heavy chain binding; calcium ion binding. The record is from RefSeq and is a predicted model, not a curated record. Gene Ontology annotation, cellular component: myosin II complex; cytoplasm.